AUGCUCAGCGCACAUCGAAAUAUAACAACGUCACUAAUUCUCCAGUACGCGAUUGGUGUGUUAUUAGAUAAAAUCGGACUGGAAAUAAAUUCUCAUGCUACAUGUGUAAUAACUGAUGGAAACAGUCAUCAUAACGAAGUACAUUUGAACCACUUACCUGCUGUCAGAGGUGAUUGUCAUGAAAACGUUUUCAUAAAUCAAGUGCAACAUGGUGUUGCUGCCGGAUGCUCGUUUUUUGUAGUUAGUGAGGAAUGUGUAACGCCGUUUCUGAAUAACUUUCGCCAAAUACAUGAUUGGGUGGAUCAGAAAUAUGAGAAGAAGGUGCUGGUGGUGGCUGAUACAGAAAGGGUGUUAUCGCACCAGAAUAUAAUGGACAUUUUAACGCACCAAAUAGUGAUAAAUGAGCUACCCUUGACGCUGCUUUUACAACCAAAUGUUAAUAACGAAUGGAUAUGUGUUUGGUCAGCAUAUCCAUUCGAAUCGUAUUUUCUAAAGCACAAUCGAUUUUUCGUUGGAAACCUUUCCUUUGAAUACAACAAGCAAAUAAUACCGAAAAUAACUGACCUGAAUGGAUUGCCAGUGACUGGUGCAUUUAUGAGUUAUCCGCCGUUUUCAUAUUACGAACGUGUUCCUUCUGGUUCUGGCAAUGCACAACUGUUCAAUUCCAACGAAUCUCGACCGAUUAAUUUGGACGGUCAAGAGUGUUUGAUUAUAUUGGAAUUCUGUAGACGGUACAAUUGUACACUUACAGCUCGUUUGGACUAUGACGAAGCUACGUGGGGCGAAGUAUAUGAUAACCAGACGGGUAACGGUUUGCUGUUCGUUAAAAAGUUCACCGUCAAGUCAAUACCAGAAUUGCGUGAACUAGUCCGACAAAAACGAGUCGCCAUUACAAUGGAACGAAUGCAACACGGUACAUUGAGUUAUCUGUCAUACCUGGAACGGGAAUCGUCCAAAAAUUAUAUGGUCAUGAAGCAGCCAAUGUAUUGGCAAUACACAACCGUUAUGGCAUCGAAAACGUGGCCGUUCAUGGAACAAUUGAGUCGAAUCGUAUUGUUACAACAGGAGAGUGGACUGCAACGGUACUGGGAGUAUCUUGUAAAUAUUUUCAUAUUCAAAUUGGCCGUUUUGGAUCGUUCAAUUCAUUUAAUGUUCCAAACAGUCAUCUAG
Messenger RNA from Bradysia coprophila, 1170 nucleotides. RefSeq lists its product as uncharacterized. NCBI's taxonomy places the organism in Eukaryota, Metazoa, Arthropoda, Insecta, Diptera, Sciaridae. The record is from RefSeq and is a predicted model, not a curated record.